AUGGGAGGUGACAAUGAAGAGACGUUGCCGGGAAUCCCGCGGAAACUGGAAAGCGUGGAGGAGCUGAUGGUGAAGUGCCAGUGCUGGGUGGAAAAGGAUGGGGAGGAGAGGUUUGCAGAGAUUCUUUCUAUCAACACCAGAAGGGUGCCUCCCAAGUUUUACGUGCACUAUCUCAACUUUAAUAAGAGACUUGACGAGUGGAUCACUUCUGAAAGAAUCGAUCUGGAUAAAGAUGUCGUGUUCCCCAGACCUAAAGAACCGGAUGCUAGUGAAACUUUACAGCCAGCCAACAGGAGUCACAAGAAGCAGAAAAAGAAGCCCCCCGUGGCAUCACCUGCUAUACCUGCUGCGCUGUUGGAUAGUGGGAGUGAGGCGCCAAGUAGAACGGCCACGCCAGAACCAUCAGAAGAUGUCAUGGAUUUGGAUAAUCUGAACGUCCAAGGUAUCACGGAUCAAGAUAUAUCACAGGAGGAGGAGAUCAAAAAAUUGAGGACAUCUGGUUCCAUGACACAAAACCCGCAUGAGGUUGCGAGAGUUAGAAACUUAAACACGGUUGUCAUGGGCGAAUACGAAAUCGAGCCCUGGUACUUCUCCCCCUACCCGGUGGAGUUAACCGACGAGGAUCGAAUAUUCAUUGAUGAUUUUACAUUGCAGUACUUUGGAUCGGAGAAGCAAUACGAGAGGUACAGAAAGAAAUGCACGCUGCGACAUCCGCCAGGGAACGAGAUUUACAGGGACGAUUACGUGUCGUUUUUCGAGAUCGACGGGAGAAAACAGCGAACCUGGUGUCGAAACCUGUGUCUUUUGUCCAAAUUGUUUCUGGACCAUAAGACGUUGUACUACGAUGUGGACCCUUUCUUGUUCUACUGCAUGACUCGAAGGGACGAACUCGGUCACCACUUUGUAGGGUAUUUCUCCAAGGAAAAGGAGUCAGUCGAUGGGUAUAACGUUGCUUGUAUUUUGACUCUACCACAGUACCAGAGGAUGGGGUUUGGUAGGUUACUGAUCCAGUUUUCUUAUGAAUUGUCUAAAAAGGAGAAGAAAGUUGGGUCCCCUGAGAAACCUCUGUCCGAUCUGGGACUGCUAUCAUACAGAGCGUAUUGGACUGAUACUUUAAUAACGGUGCUUGUGGAGCAUGGUAAAGAGAUAACGAUUGAUGAGAUCAGCUCGAUAACGUCAAUGACGACGACUGACAUCUUGCACACAGCCAAGACGUUAAAUAUAUUAAGGUACUACAAGGGACAACAUAUUAUCUUUCUGAAUGAGGAUAUACUUGAGCGGUACGAGAUCUUGAAGAGUAAGAAUAAAAGACACAUUGAUUUCGAGAAACUGAUUUGGAAAGUCCCCGUGUUCACGGCGUCACAACUCAGGUUUGCAUGGUAA
Molecule: messenger RNA, 1383 nt
Organism: Huiozyma naganishii CBS 8797
Lineage: Eukaryota; Fungi; Ascomycota; Saccharomycetes; Saccharomycetales; Saccharomycetaceae
Gene: ESA1
Product: NuA4 histone acetyltransferase complex catalytic subunit ESA1
Exons: 1
Coding region: 1-1383 (460 amino acids)
Biological process (GO): regulation of DNA-templated transcription
Molecular function (GO): histone acetyltransferase activity
Source: RefSeq, a predicted model, not a curated record